AUGAAAUAUAUAAAAUUGCCUAAUAUAUAUGAUAGCCAUAUGAUGAUGCAGUACAAAGGAGCAGCCUUUGGUGAAUUGAGCCCCCUCCCUUUUGCUGUUGCAGAUGCAGCACAUAGGUACAUUUCAAAUCCAGUUCUAGAAGCAUCCUGUAAGGCGAAUACAAUCAGAAACAACAACCCAGUCAUAUCGGUAAAUUUGUGGAGAUUCAAUUUGACCAGAGAGGAAGGAUUUUAGGAGCUGCUAUCAGAACUUACCUGCUGGAAAAAUUUCGUGUUUGUUUAGUGUCCGAUCCUGAAUGGAACUAUCAAUACUUCUACAUGCUUUGCACUGCACCACCUGUGGUAACAAGUCUUUAUUUGCUUCACCAAGACUUAAUAAAAAAGACUAAAUAGAUGCUUGUAGAGGAUUACAUUUUUUAGAUAUAUAUUUUUUAAAUUUUUUUAGCUUAACAUAGAAUUUUCAUUCUUAGUUAUCACAUGGUACAUGGGAAAGUGAUGCCCAAAAAAAUAUAUGUAGCCGACCCCAAUGCUUUCCCUUUCUACUUAUAUUGAUUUAACAUAUUAAUCCUAUGGUGUGUAGCUUGUGGAGUCUUGGUAAUAUUCAAUAUUCAAGGGGACAAAAUUGGUUGUCUUUGUAGAUUCACAUUCUAUAGCAGCUGGUAUUACAGUUGGUCCUGAGGUUAUUCCUGAUAAGAAUGUCAAAUUGCAAUUAUUCACUGUCCACUGCUUUCAUUGGUUUUUAGCGUAGCAUUUUCUUUGUUCUUCCUAAUGAAAAAUAGCAACUCAUGGCUAGCAGGUGAACUACAGAUUGAUUUUUUGUCCACUUGCAGCUUUGUUCAGUCUCAUUCGUGGCUUAGAAUGCUAUGAUGUGGGGGGUUGGGUCCUAAAAGACGUUUGUAGCCUUAUUUGGACUCCAAAUUUACUUUUAUGGGGUCUAGUAUAAAUCCUUUCUUUGAGGAACUUUUCUUUUCUGUGUGUUUUUUCUGCAUGUUGAAAGGGAGAGUAGUAAGUUGGGAUGAAGAUUUUGAGCCGUGGACAGCUAAUGUAGGGCAUGUGAAGAGACACUCUGCUACAUGGAAUGGUGUUGGAGAGUACUCCAAAACCGGUGCUAGAGCCUCCCAAUCAUAGAUGUAUUGUGGGCUUAGAUUAAAUAAAUAUUGUAGAUCAAGGAACUUAGUAUGUGGAAUAAAGGAUUGAGAUUGGCUAGGUUUUUUGAGGUGGUUAGUUCAAGAAAUUAAUGGCAGUUCUGAUACUGUACUUUGUAGACAGUAGCUAUGUUGGCAUGUUGGGUGCUAAAAAAUGAUUAAUGCAUAUAGAAGUUAGGCUAAUUAAAGAUUGAUAAGUGCAUUGCUCCAGAGAUGAGGCUUGUCAAGGUAGGAUUUCUAAUGUUGUGAAGAGUCACUACCAAGGUCCGGUUGCAGGAUGAUGAAGUGCGGAAAUUAGGGAAAUGGGGGAUAAGAAGCAAAAAGAUAAGGUAGAGGCAGAUAGGCAUCACAUAUCUAUACUCUUAGGGAUCUUGCCUAGGUUUAUAAUCUCCUCACAUAAUCCCAAGAGAGCUUCUAAAAGUAAUAUGAAUUGAGCUUGAAAGGGAACAUAUGUAUAGAUACCAGGCAUCUUCACUCAAAUUAGGACCCUGGAAUCUAAACCUUAAAAAAUUGACUUGUGAGAUCCAUUUAAACUUGUAAGAGUCCACAUAUGACAGCCCAAUAAUAUAACUUGAACAAACUGUUAUCCAGUACCACCAUGAAAGUCCAUCUCCAAAAGAGUUGAAACAAUGAAAUGCCUUUAAUCUCUAAUAUUUUUCCAAAUGUAAAAUUGAUGAACAUUGACAAUCUUCACUUAAAAAUAGAAGUUCGAUUUUGUGAACCCAACAUUGGAUUAUGCAUGGUUUAGAUAGCUCUAAGUUGAAGGAAUUUAGGGGAGAGUCAAAUGCUUUAGUUAAGAAAAUUCUGCAUUAACAAGAAACGUAGUUAUUAUAAUUUUGAUGUGACCUUUUGCAAACACUCUCUCUCUCUCUCUCUCUAAAUUUGGGGGAUGGUAGUUCCACCAUGUGUGUGAGUGAGGGAAAGAAAAGAUGUGGGGUGUUUGGCUUCAGGGCUAUUCUUAUUCAAUAAAUAAACUAAUUAGGAAAUUGGUACGACAUUGAACUGGCAUGGUGUCGCUUUGUCAAUAUGCAAAUGUUAUCAAUUUUGAAAUGUUGAGUUAUGGCUAGAGAACAAAUCCGAAUGUUAGGGGAUGUCGUUGUAGUUCACCAAUUUUUAAAUUGGAUCAUUUUUUUGGCUUUUUUUUUUUU
Molecule: messenger RNA, 2292 nt
Organism: Ilex paraguariensis (yerba mate)
Lineage: Eukaryota; Viridiplantae; Streptophyta; Magnoliopsida; Aquifoliales; Aquifoliaceae
Source: the annotation of a GenBank genome assembly